GACUUUUCUGGUUCCAACCAAAACCCAAGUCGCUAGAUUAGUUUGUGUUUGUUCCUGGGAAUCUGGGAUAUUAUUGGAAAUUUGGUAUUAGGGUUGUUGGGUUUGAUCUACCGGAGCACUGUGUCAGUGAAAGUCUUGAGCUUUUGUGACUUUUAAAGCCUCUUCUUUGCUUUCUGAGAAGCCAAUGCUAUUGAACUAAGCUCUCUCAGUUAAACAGUUUGGUUGGUUUUUCAAGUACCCAAUUUGCAGUAGAAACCAAAAUCAGUUUACUACUUGAUGUCGUGGGCAGGCCCAGAAGACUCUCUCCUCACUACUUCUCUCGCGAGCUAUCUUGACAAAAAGCUUCUUUUCUUAUUGCGAGAUGGGCGAAAAAUUUUGGGGUUACUAAGGUCUUUUGACCAAUUUGCUAAUGUUGUACUUGAAGGUGCAUGUGAACGGGUUAUUGUCGGUGAACUUUACUGUGACAUCCCAUUAGGUCUGUAUGUAAUCCGUGGGGAGAAUGUUGUAUUAAUUGGAGAACUGGAAUUGAAUAAGGAGGAGCUUCCCCCACAUAUGACUCCGGUUCCCGAAGCAGAGAUAAAAAGGGCUCAGAAAGCAGAGAGGGAUGCUUCAGACUUAAAAGGCUCCAUGAGAAAAAGAAUGGAGUUUCUUGAUUUCGAUUAACUUGUCCUCCCAUUAUAUCAUGGGUUCAUGCCAUGUCCGCAAAAUUUUAAUGCGGCAGUGACCCAAGACUCAGUAGGAGUGCAAAAUGAAGAAGCAAAGAGAAUCGGUUUUGAGGACUCAUUGAACAAAGGGUGAGAUGGAAAGUUGUGUUUUGGGUUCUAAAUAAUCGGUUCGGGUUUUAGUUGGCAAUUCCUUCUUUGUUGAACAUUAUUUCUAUUUUGGUCAUUUUAUUUGUAAGAUGGUGAUUCCUUAUAAAUUCACUUUUCCCUUUACA
Messenger RNA from Argentina anserina (silverweed cinquefoil), 937 nucleotides. Its product is annotated as sm-like protein LSM1B. The record is from RefSeq and is a predicted model, not a curated record. Bases 277 to 663 code for a protein of 128 amino acids. Gene Ontology annotation, biological process: deadenylation-dependent decapping of nuclear-transcribed mRNA. Gene Ontology annotation, cellular component: P-body; Lsm1-7-Pat1 complex. Lineage: Eukaryota; Viridiplantae; Streptophyta; Magnoliopsida; Rosales; Rosaceae. The transcript has 5 exons. Gene Ontology annotation, molecular function: RNA cap binding.